Molecule: messenger RNA, 4350 nt
Organism: Peromyscus leucopus (white-footed mouse)
Lineage: Eukaryota; Metazoa; Chordata; Mammalia; Rodentia; Cricetidae
Gene: Csgalnact1
Product: chondroitin sulfate N-acetylgalactosaminyltransferase 1
Exons: 12
Coding region: 1200-2792 (530 amino acids)
Cellular component (GO): Golgi cisterna membrane
Molecular function (GO): glucuronosyl-N-acetylgalactosaminyl-proteoglycan 4-beta-N-acetylgalactosaminyltransferase activity
Source: RefSeq, a predicted model, not a curated record
CCACCUCUCCCCUGGGGCACAGCCUCCAGCCGUGUCAUAGUCCUUUCACCAACUUCUCUGGAUGUCAGCGAUCAGUUUAGGCUCGAAGGCUCCGUGGUGCAGAAGACCCUGCUCUCCACGCAUGGUGUCUGCAGUGACAGUGCCCUGCUCUGCUCAGGAACCGGACGCACUGCAGAAGGGCCCUGGUGGAAUCCGGUGACUGCAGCCAGGCGCGACCCCAGCCCUGAGGCCCAGGCUGCCUCCACUACGCGGGCUCGGGGGCUCCCACCCCGAGGCGGGCACUGUGCUUGGCUGCUGUUCAGUCGGCGCUGGCCCCCCUCCCUCCCCCAGUCCCUGGAGGCUCCGUGGCUGCCGGAGCAGGAGGUGGAGCCCAGCCCUCGGCCGACUGGUAGGAGGGAAAGUUCGGCAGCAGCGGCGGGAGUAGCUUAGCAGCGGGAGCCCCGCCCGGCUGUCUGCAGGGCUGCCUGGGGUCCCUUGACCUCGAAUGGCAGAUUGAAGAGUUGUCAUGUGAGAAACUUUCGACAGUUGUUUCUGUGGCUGGAAUCCUCAAAUCUUCCACUUCAUUGCCUCUGGAGCAUAACCAGUGGUGGCACUGAGCUGAACGCGGUGCGAGCAGAAGGGGGCGGUACUUUCCGUCUGGACCCUGACUUGGAAGCCAAGUGCGACUCCAGGGCAGUCACCACCAGAAGCAGAUGUGCGAUCGAUCUCGGAGCAGCUGUGUGCCUUUCUUUCUGUGGAGACUCUUUUCCAUUACAAGAAGAGAAGCCAAGAUUGUUUUUAGCCACUGAAGGACUUAUGUAGCACUUACUCUUACAGGAACUGCAGAGUUUAGUAGAGAUUGGAUGGUCCCAGGCUUCUGACCUAAGUAAAGAUGGAGGACAAGUGGAUGUUGACAUAACCCACGGGUUUCCCCUCAUCUUCGGUGCAUCAGGAAGGCUAUGAUGGGAACAAAUGAAAGAAUUUGGAGGUCCCAUUUAACUGGUUGUUUCUGCCUAGAAGAUCUUCCCUUGGAAGCAGGACAGCGGUCCUGUGUAAUGGUUGACCUCCAAAGGCAGGCCGCAUUCUAGAAGGAAAUGGAUAAAAUUGGUCCAGGGGACUUCAGAGGCACUGUGGUCUAAUCAGGAAAGCCCUUGUGUGGGGCCUUCCCGUUGCCCUGGGAUGCUGCACACGCUGGACGCAUGGCCUGCACCUGAGUGAGGAUGGUCCGUCGUGGGCUGCUGGGGUGGAUUUCUCGGGUAGUGAUUCUGCUGGUGCUGCUCUGCUGUGCCAUCUCUGUCCUCUACAUGUUAGCCUGCACCCCAAAAGGCGACCAGGAGCAGCUGGGACUGCCACGGGCCAAUGGUCCCACAGGCAAAGAUGGCUACCAAGCAGUGCUGCAAGAGCGUGAGGAAGAGCAUCGCAACUAUGUGAAUAGCCUUAAGCGACAGAUCGCACAGCUCAAGGAUGAACUGCAGGCACGCAGUGAGCAGCUCCGCAAAGGGCAGGACCAGGCCAGUGAUGCCACCGGCCUGCGCUCAGGCUGGGACCCUGCACCCAAAGCCCAAGCCGAUCUGCUGGCCUUCCUGCGCGGUCAGGUUGACAAGGCCGAGGUCCAUGCAGGUGUCAAGCUGGCCACCGAGUAUGCUGCUGUGCCUUUCGAUAGCUUCACCCUGCAGAAAGUGUACCAGCUGGAAACCGGCCUGACCCGCCACCCUGAGGAGAAGCCGGUGAGGAAGGACAAGCGCGAUGAGCUGGUGGAAGCCGUCGAAUCGGCCCUAGAGAGUCUGAACAGCCCUGUGGAGAGCAGCCCACACCAGCGUCCUUACACGGCUGCGGACUUCAUAGAAGGGAUCUACCGGACAGAAAGGGAUAAAGGCACUUUGUAUGAGCUCACCUUCAGAGGGGACCACAAACAUGAAUUCCAACGACUAGUCCUAUUUCGACCCUUUGGCCCCAUCAUGAAAGUGAAAAAGGAGAAACUCAACAUGGCUACCACGCUUAUCAACGUUAUCGUGCCCCUAGCGAGAAGGGUGGACAAGUUCCGGCACUUCAUGCAGAACUUCAGGGAGAUGUGUAUCCAACAGGAUGGGAGAGUUCACCUCACCGUUGUGUACUUUGGGAAAGAAGAAAUGAAUGAAGUCAAAGGAAUACUUGAAAACACUUCCAAAGCUGCCAACUUCAGGAACUUCACCUUCAUCCAGCUGAAUGGAGAAUUUUCCCGGGGGAAGGGACUGGACGUCGGAGCCCGCUUCUGGAAGGGAAGCAAUGUCCUGCUCUUUUUCUGUGACGUGGACAUCUACUUCACCUCCGAGUUCCUCAACACGUGCAGGCUGAACACACAGCCAGGGAAGAAGGUAUUUUAUCCGGUUCUUUUCAGCCAGUAUAACCCUGGCAUAAUCUACGGUCAUCAGGAUGCAGUCCCACCCCUGGAGCAGCAGCUGGUUAUAAAGAAGGAGACUGGAUUUUGGAGGGACUUUGGAUUUGGGAUGACUUGUCAGUACCGGUCAGACUUCAUCAACAUAGGUGGAUUUGACCUGGACAUCAAAGGCUGGGGUGGUGAAGAUGUACACCUGUACCGGAAGUAUCUCCACAGCAACCUCAUAGUGGUACGCACACCUGUGCGGGGACUUUUCCACCUUUGGCAUGAGAAGCGCUGUAUGGAUGAACUGACCCCUGAGCAGUACAAGAUGUGCAUGCAAUCCAAGGCCAUGAAUGAGGCAUCCCACGGGCAGCUGGGGAUGCUUGUCUUCCGGCAUGAAAUAGAGGCUCACCUUCGCAAACAGAAGCAGAAAGCGGGCAGCAAAAAGACAUGAUCUCCCAGGCACAGAUCAGCAAAGACUUCCAGUUGUUUGCCAUUGGCUGUUCUGAAAAAGUAGAUGCAAUAAGGUAUAGACUUCCACAAAGGGUGACCAAGAAUCUGAUGAGGAGGAGAGAUGGAAGUAGAGAGUCUCUGGUUUCUGUUGGCCCUGUGUAGGGUGACAGUGACUGUGUUUACAGCAAAAUGAUCCCUCUGUCCCUGCUCACCGAAAUAGUCACAGCCUCAGACAAGUUCUGUAGAAAGUUCACUAGAAGAGAUGCAUGCAUACUGGCUUCUCUUCUUAGGAAUGGUUACAUCAGAGGGCCUUGGUAUCCAGGACUACCCACAUCUUAGAAGGAACAAAGGACCUGUGAGAAAUGCGGAGAUCCGACAGGAGUACCCUCCAGGGGACAAUGAGCAAAAUCAAAGAGACCUGGAAACAAACUGUCAACACUGUCAUCCCCCCAAUAUUAACCAAAAAAUAACCCUCUCGUUUCAGUUAUCUUUAGUCACUGUUCUAAAAAUGCACUUUUUGUUUUGCUUGUAUCGUGCUUAUUUAAUUACCUAUUGGCAAGCCUUGGUAGGAGCACAUUGUAGUAUAUACACUUGUACGAUUUCUAGGAUUUGUUUUUAUUUUUUUGUUGUUUUUGUUGGUAUGUUUAUUUGAGACGGUCUGGACACAGAGCCUGAACUAACUUUGAAAUCAUGGUCCUCCUGCCUCAGCAGCCCGAGUGCUGAAAUUACAGAUGUGCACCACCACCACUGACAAGGAGGCGUGUGAGAGAACCUUCAGGUGCCAACAUCUGGGCACAAAUCUGAGGACGUGCCAAACUCAAAGAUAAGGCUAUGUGUGGGGCUGCCGAGAGAACGGUGUAUCGAAACUGUCUACGACUAUCCGAAGAGGGACAAUCAAACACUACAGAAAGGAAAAGACACUGUCAUCUCCACCAUCAAGGAACACUAAGACCUUGGUAUGUUUCCUAGAGAACAUGCCUUCUCCUCAGGAGAAAUGGGGACCAUUUUCUUACCUGUUUGAAUAAACCAAAGUUAUGAACCAAACUAUCGCUUUUCAAAGCAGGGUGCUCUUCCUGGUCUCUGGCUUCCAUAAGAAGAAAAUGCAGGAAAAAAAUAUACAUAUAUUUUGUGAAAGACCAGUCCAUCAACCCAGCGAGAUGGGAAAUUUUGCUACAUUUUCACUCACUCCUGGCCAUGUGGAAACAACUUAUUUUUAAAAUAAGCAAUGUUGCUUGGUUGCCAAGACACUUCUGAAGCUCGCAUUUUCUUACAACUUCAAACUCUUUUUUAAAAAAAUAAAUAUGGUUACCAUCGAGUGGUUUCUACAUCCAUGUGCAAAUUAUUUAUUUAUUAGCCAGCACCAGAUGCAUGAGCUAAUUACCUCCUCUGUCUCCGUGCCUUCUGUUUGCCCACAGUGAAUUCAUUGUUUAAACGCUUCAAGAACACUCAAGCUGUGUGUUUAAAAAAAAAAAAAAAAGCAUUGUAUUGAUUUGUACUGGUAGUUUAUAAAGUUUAAUUAAAACAUGAGACAUAAAUGAAAGGUGGCAUUGCACAGCUAA